Molecule: messenger RNA, 1113 nt
Organism: Prunus armeniaca (apricot)
Lineage: Eukaryota; Viridiplantae; Streptophyta; Magnoliopsida; Rosales; Rosaceae
Source: the annotation of a GenBank genome assembly
AUGUUGGGUUUAAAAUCAGUAACAGUGAUCAUGGUGAUGGUGGAGUUUUUGGAUGUGGGGUUGAACAUUUUGAGCAAAGCAGCUAUGAAGAAAGGGAUGAGUGAUUUUGUCUUUGUUGUCUAUGCGAAUGCCCUCGCCCUCUUUGUCUUGCUUCCAUCUUCCUUCUUCUUCUACAGGAGAAGAACUUAUCCACCUCUCUCAUGGUCCUUCAUCUGUAAACUGUUCCUUGUUAGCUUUAUGAGCUCUAGUGCGCAGCUGCUAAGGUUUAUUGGGAUAAACUACAGCUCUCCAACUAUGGCCUCUGCAAUGAUUGAUCUCAUGCCAGCUUUUACCUUCAUUCUUGCUGUCAUCACUGGGAUGGAAAUUCUGGAUUUGAGAAUUACCAGUAGACAGGCCAAGUGCAUAGGCACAGUGGUCUCAAUCUCAGGGGCACUCAUGCUGACCUUAUAUAAAGGCCUACCACUCAUAAGGGCUGAUGCAUCACAUAAUAAAUUAAUCAGUCUGCAGCUUCUUUUAUCCUCUCAAACGAACUGGUUCAUUGGAGGCAUUGUGCUCGCAUUUCAAAGCUUUUUGCUAGCAAUGAUGCAUAUUACAGAGACAUGGGUUAUUAGGGACUACCCUGCAGUGCUGAUGGUUGCAACGAUUCGGUGCAUCUUUGUUACCAUCCAAUCUGCUGCAAUUUCUCUGAUUACUGUCAAAGGACUAAAUGCAUGGAAGCUAAAGCCUGACAUUGAACUCAUAGCUAUUGGGUACAAUGCAACUUUCGAAGUAAUGCUAAGGACUGGUAUUCAUUUGUGGGCAUUGAACAUAAAGGGUCCUGUUUAUGUUGCCAUGUUUAAGCCGCUUGGUUUAGUCAUGGCACUUUUCGUUGGCGUGUUAUUUCUUGGAGAUACUCUUUAUCUUGGAAGGUUGCUGGGAGCGGCUAUAACAGUGGUAGGGUUUUAUGCCGUAAUUUGGGGGAAAGCCCAAGAAGAGAAGGAGAAGGCUCAAAAUGAUCAAACCGGAAGCUUUGAGUCAUUUCCUCAAUCAGAAGCAGAACCUCUUUUGCCUAAACAUUGUAAACAAGGCACUGAGGAGAAAAGUCUUGCACGCCAUCACUUGUCAAGCUCUUGA